Molecule: messenger RNA, 878 nt
Organism: Mollisia scopiformis
Lineage: Eukaryota; Fungi; Ascomycota; Leotiomycetes; Helotiales; Mollisiaceae
Exons: 4
Coding region: 146-718 (190 amino acids)
Source: RefSeq, a predicted model, not a curated record
UGCAUGAGGAGCGAUUAGCGGGGUGCUUAAUAUUGAACAUAGCUCUCUCCUUGACCCAUCAGAGCGGGAUUGAAUGACUUUGGGUUGACGGACCUCCGGUAUGCCAGGGGUAUGUUGGUCCCCGAGCAAGAGGAUUGGGUAAUGGAUGAGGGGACAUGCAGUGAGACGAUGUUUUCGGGACCUGAUCGUCAAAGACACGAGGGUCAGGGCGAUGUGUAAGGUAGCACUGACACCGUCAGGCGAGGCUGAUGGAGUUGGAAUUCAAAGCUAUGCCACUAGAAGUAGUCAGCGAGCGCAAUGGAACCCAACUUGUCCCCCGAAUGGCACUUUACCAAAGGACUUCAUCUCACCAUCCCUAAUCGUUCCGGUUUCUGCCAAACUCCCCAACGUCGCCUUCGGACCUACAAACUUCCCCAUCAUAACUCCCAAUGACUUCUGCAGCAUUUUCAACCAGAUAAUUCCACCCUCCGCCGUGAACAAGACCUGCACCUUGGAAUUCCUCUUUCCCUCACACUCCCAGACACUGGCUCCUUACGCCUAUUCCGGCGGCGGCCACUUCACCUUCACUGGCUAUGCUUUCGGCUCGGGAGCCACGCCUCAAACGACGUAUAAUCAUCAACCACCUGCGGGACCAAGUCCGCCACAACCACCAGCCGUGCUGAAGCCUGGAAUGCGUACACGAUUAACGUGGGUGGGUGUGCGAUUCAGGAGGGUAUGAGCGGACUGGAGGUUAGUGGGUUGCUUUGCAGUGAUGAUACUACCUUUUUAUUUGAGCAGAGUAGUAGCGAGUGUCCACUCGGGUUUUUUGUUGGGAUCAGUUAAAUGUAAUCUUUUGAGGGGCACAAUGAGUGAGGUAUGAUAGAUGUUGAGGAGAAUAG